Messenger RNA from Tremella mesenterica DSM 1558, 2373 nucleotides. RefSeq lists its product as uncharacterized. Gene Ontology annotation, biological process: adenylate cyclase-activating G protein-coupled receptor signaling pathway. The transcript is spliced from 22 exons. NCBI's taxonomy places the organism in Eukaryota, Fungi, Basidiomycota, Tremellomycetes, Tremellales, Tremellaceae. Bases 1 to 2373 code for a protein of 790 amino acids. The record is from RefSeq and is a predicted model, not a curated record. Gene Ontology annotation, molecular function: G protein-coupled receptor activity. Gene Ontology annotation, cellular component: plasma membrane.
AUGCCAAAGUUCGAUCCAGCUGUGGCUAUCGGACCUUUCAAAGGUGGUCAUCAAGCCGGAGUACUGGUUCCAUAUCUACAAGCGGCCAGAUUACCAAAACCUUUGAUCAUACAUCCCCUGUUAGAAUGUGUGACAUGGGAUCCGAAACCGUACGGAAAAUACAUAUUCUGGAAUGCGGUCGAGUUCCCGGCGAUGGCCUGUAUAUAUAUAGACUAUGAUGAUACUCCCACAGCUGACGACCAGAAACGUUAUCAACCCGCAACAUCACCCAAAGUCGAAGAGCUGCAUCUAUUACACUCGGAUACAGGAUGGAGCAUACGGAUAGCGAAUCGACUAGGAGUCAAUCUGACCGAUGUGUUACAGGGCAUUUUUGAUUGUAAUUCAACUCUGUAUGCAUUCUUUGCGAGCCCUUUAUACGUGGAUGAGCUUGGAGAGAUGCAUCCCAGGGAACAACAGUAUUUCGAGAAAAGACAACAAGGAUUUUUUGACACAUUCACAGGAUAUCGUAAAUCUGAUGCUCUCACGCUCAAGCAACGAACACGCUCAAUCUCAGCUUGGGCAAACUUACUUCAAUGGUAUCUCUUACAAACCGGACAUUACAGAACGCAAGCUCAACUUGCGUGCAACCAACGUUCUCGUUCUCAGCUUGAACAAUUGUUAAACACCGCAUCGAUCUUUCACCGCACCAUCACUUAUACAUACUUCAUUGUCAUUGUACCGCGCACGGUGAUCCUUCGACCGUACAAAAUCAGCAUACAUGCAUUCGUGACUCUUCUAGGAGCAGGAUGGGUGCUUCUGCGAAAUGUGAAAUCCUGGCGUGAAGGUUACGAUCAUGGAAGCAGCACCAGCAGGUUACGAAAGAUGUUGGUGAUUUGUCUAAUGGUUGGGGAUGUCACCAUCGCAAUAGCAUCGUCCAUCUCGGGAGCGAUGUCUCUUCACCAUCACAAAAUCAACGGUCCUGCACGAGGAAUCAUUGGUCUAUUAAUGGCUUCCGCAACAUGGUGGCAAUGCGGAUUCGCCACAGCCAUCGCUGGAACUACUUACCUUGCUUUACGGCAUCCCCUGGCCGGGAUACAAUUGUUUGCCGAAGCUCGACCAUGGACCAUCAUCCUUACAGUCUUCUCAGUAGGAUUAUUACAAGGUACCCUAUGGCUUGGCCUACACGGGUAUACGCAAACCAGCACGUUUUGUCUAUACGGCUCCACAUCUUCCCAAGGUGCCGAGAUAAUGCAGUUCAUCCCUCGAACACUCGCCUCGCUCACUAUCACAUUCACUUACCUGACUCUCGUUCACUUCCUCCGCCGUCCUUCUUUAACAUAUCACUUCUCUCCUCAACCUGACCGUCUCUCCACCUCUCGCUUCAGACGGGGUACGUCUCCCUCGUCAAUGCUACCACCAUGGGAAGCUCUGGUCAUUUCCUCUCCUUCUCAAUUAUCUCCCCUUGCGGAAGAUCCUCCCAUACUGUCACUCUCGCCGACCAAAGAACAAAUCCAUUCCCCAAACACUGAAAAACCCCUGAGCGAAUUCGGGACAAUGGGAGGAUUGACACCUUUAUCUCUAGCAAUGCAAUCUGAUUUCCGUGUGGAUAUACCUAAACCCGAUCCGGUGUAUUUGCCUCAUCGAAGGACCUUCUCCACUACCAGCUCGGCUAGCUCCAGUAGUACUUCCAGUAAACGUAGUCGAGUGAGCUGUAGUAGUACCAUCAGCGGACUUAGUCUUGCUAGUGACGUGACUGUAGUGACCAGUCUGGCUAGACCUUCUUCAUCUCUUGAUAAACCCGAGCGAAGUAAUUCUCAUUUGGGAGAAGGAGAAGAAUCGGAAGAAGAUUUUUGGGGAAUGUUAAAAUACGCUCCACCUCCUGAUGCUGAAGAAAGAAAAUUAGGAGCUAAAAGUCGACCUGGGACAUCUGGAGGAAGAGGAAGAGCCGGUACUACCAGUGGGUUAGGUAGGUUGGUACGCUCUGCCACUUUGAAUGGAGGGAAGAAUGGACGAGUUCAUAUUGAUGAUAAUGUGAUUUUGGAGAGAGAAGAGGAAGAUGUGGAUGGUGAGGAAAUGGAAUCAAAGGAAAUGCAAGUUCAAGUGAAGAGUUUGGCAAGUUGUAUGAAUAAGAAAACUGAACAAUUUUUAAUUUGGUUCCCUGCUACGCAUUUAUUGAUUUGUGCUUUGGUCAUAUCGAGAUUUAUUUUGGUGACUCUUCGAAGGAGCUCAGAGACGAAUUUAGGAGUUGAUAUCCUUACUUUGUUGUCCGUUUCAGGUCUGGGAUUAGGUGAUGUGGUGAUAUUUGGUAUAAUCGAACCCAAAACGAAAAGAUCAUACCGACUGGAAGCUGCCGAAGCGGGAGUAGCGGCGGAACAGAUACAUUCUGGUCCUUGA